AUGUCGGCCACCACCACCGCAACCUACUCUAUAUUUCCCCGCCCAAUCCCUCCCACCACGCGAGCCGCAAGAGGUCCAGCGGUGGCCACUGCAGCUCGAAUCAGCAGGCCCGUGGAGGUGGACAUGUCCAGGGCGAGCACAUCGUUAUCGAACCUCGCGCCAAGUACAAAGUCCAGCUCCUCAACAACAUCCUCAACACCGCCGAGCCGCUCUCCUUCAGAUUCUGCGAGGGUGGUCGCGGCUACACCCCCGGCACCCACUCAAACCCCGAGAUUGACACACACCCAGAGCUCCAGCUCCGUCUCCAGCAUCAGCUUCGGCUCUCUCGCGAUUCCCCCACGCCGCUCCAGCAAGAACAAGGCCAGCAAAGACAGAGUCGCCGCGGUUGCUGACGGAAGACUGCAAAUUCCCCGACGAUAUAACAGUCUGAGCGGAGUUGCUGCAGAGCGCCGGCGUCUACCGCAGCUGGACGAGCGCGRGUGGUUGGCAGGCCCAGGCCGCAAAGAAAAGACCAGGACGAGCAAGAUGGAGUUCCAAUCAUCACCACAGGAUAGCCUUUCCAUGUCCCCGCCACUCGGCGCUGACCUCGUGCGCUCCACUGGUGAGAGCUGGGGCGUUGAGAAGGAGAAGAUCCUCAAGGGCCCGUACGAAUACCUCGAGGCGCAUCCGGGGAAGGACAUUCGCUCGCAGCUCAUUGCUGCAUUCAAUGCAUGGCUAGAUGUCCCCACGUCCUYUUUGGAUGUCAUCACGAGAGUGGUGGCUAUGCUACACACCUCUUCACUUCUGAUAGACGAUGUGGAGGACAACAGCCAGCUUCGUCGAGGCAUUCCCGUGGCCCACAGCAUCUUCGGCACGGCGCAGACGAUCAACAGCGCCAACUACGUCUACUUUUGCGCUCUGCAGGAGCUUUUGACUCUUCACAACCCUGCUGUGAUUCAAAUUUACACGGAAGAGCUACUCAAUCUACACCGCGGACAAGGAAUGGACCUGUUCUGGCGAGACACCCUCACRUGUCCUGCCGAAGACGACUAUCUCGAGAUGGUUGGCAACAAGACAGGCGGCCUUUUCCGCCUUGCGAUCAAGCUCAUGUGUGCAGAGUCGCCCUCUCACAACUCGUCGCCUCCAGAGUCAAGGGCAGACUACGUCCCUCUGGUCAACACCAUCGGUUUACUUUUCCAAAUCCUCGACGACUACCGUAACCUCAGCGAUCUGACCUACACACACAAUAAGGGACUGUGUGAAGAUCUGACCGAAGGCAAAUUCAGCUUUMCCAUCAUCCACGCUAUCCGCGCCGACCCCACCAACUUGGUCCUCAUCAACAUUCUUAAGCAGAAAACCACGGAUGAUGAGGUGAAGAAGUAUGCGGUCGCGUACAUGGAUCGCGCCGGAAGCUUCUCCUACACGCGUAGGAUAUUGAGGGGGCUUACCAAGAAGGCGCUGGCGCAGGUUGAGGAGGUUGAUGCGGGACGAGGCAAGGGCCAAGGCAUGUCGAACUAUCUUGAGCGACUGAGGGUGGAGAAGCACUCACGAGGGACGCAAUCGGAGGGAGGUUCUCGGAUGCCUUGA
Messenger RNA from Ramularia collo-cygni, 1566 nucleotides. Its product is annotated as related to farnesyltranstransferase (al-3). NCBI's taxonomy places the organism in Eukaryota, Fungi, Ascomycota, Dothideomycetes, Mycosphaerellales, Mycosphaerellaceae. The coding region runs from base 1 to 1566 and encodes 521 amino acids. Gene Ontology annotation, molecular function: prenyltransferase activity. The transcript has a single exon. Gene Ontology annotation, biological process: isoprenoid biosynthetic process. The record is from RefSeq and is a predicted model, not a curated record.